CUUUAAAUAUUAUCUAAGUACUGGCUACAAUCAUUGGUGUUUGCAAUGAGCGACACCAAAUCAUCUCGUUCUACCUCAUCACAAAUUUCACUGCUGGCCAACAAACCAGCCAAUUUGCAAUGUAAAGAUUUCCAGGAGUACUUAAGAACACGUUCUGCCGAUACUUUGGAAAGGCUUUACAACUAUCCCACCAUAUGCCUAGCUGUUUAUAGAGAAUUACCGGAAAUUGCUCGGCAAUUUAUAAUACGCAUAUUAUUUGCCGAACAACCUGUACCUCAGGCUGUGGUGGCCUCUUGGGGUUCCCAACAUUAUGCCAAAGAACAACAAGUUUCAACUAACACUUUGACAGAGCUAAAUGUUUGGCGCACCACCGCCAUACCCGGUGGCUUGUCCGCCUGGGAAUUGUGUCCCACCUUCAAAAAGAAUCUUAAGAUCGCUUUGUUAGGUGGCGGCAAACCUUGGUCAAUGUCUCAUACUUUGGAAAAGGAUUCCAAGCCCCGAGAUAUUGCUUUCUUGGACCAAUAUGCCAUGUCUAGAUGGCGUUGUGUUCUUCACUAUAUGGUGGGCACUGGCGGUUCAAGUAAAAGUCAAGAAAGUGAGGUCAUUAGCCCAGAUGCUGUAAGAAUUCUAUUACAUGCCAAUCUUAUGAAGCGAGAGGAUUCUGUUAUAACCAUAACACGCCAAGGUUUUCAGUUUCUUUUGUUGGAUACCCAGUCACAAGUGUGGCACUUUAUGCUGCAGUAUUUAGACACUUGUGAAGAGAGAGGUCUUUCUUUGCCCGAGUGUUUGAGUAUGUUAUUUCAACUUAGUUUCUCCACCUUGGGCAGAGACUACAGUUCCGAAGGCAUGAGUCCCAAAAUGUUGACAUUUCUGCAGCACUUAAGAGAAUUCGGUUUGGUCUUUCAGCGUAAGCGUAAAGAAGGUCGAUUUUAUCCCACCCGUUUGGCCUUAAAUGUUACCAAUAAAGCCGCCACCGUUCCCGCAGUCGUGUUGGAAGAGGAAAAGUCUCAGGAAAGUGGCUAUAUAAUAGUAGAAACGAAUUAUCGUGCCUAUGCUUACACCGAUUCACCAUUACAAGUAGCUGUUUUGGGUUUAUUUACAGAACUGCUGUAUCGUUUUCCCAAUCUGGUGGUGGGUGUGUUAACCCGCGACUCGGUACGUCAAGCUUUAAGAGGUGGUAUUACGGCCGAUCAAAUUAUUAGCUAUUUAGAACAAUACUCUCAUCCCAAUAUGAAGCUAACCGAAUCGGCUAUUAAAUCAAAAUCACCUUUGCCGCCAACUGUAGUGGAUCAAAUCAAGUUGUGGGAAUUGGAGCGUAAUCGUUUCACCUAUACCGAGGGAGUGGUAUACAAUCAAUUUUUAUCGCAGGCCGAUUUUGUUACUCUGCGCGACUAUGCCCAGUCGAUUAGUGUGCUGGUGUGGCAAAAUGAACGGACACGUACUAUGGUGGUUACGAAAAAUGGUCAUGAUGAUGUUAAGAAAUAUUGGAAAAGAUAUUCGAAGAGUGGUGGUUAAUAAAACGCUGGGAAUACAAUGUUAUUCGAUAAUGUUAAGUGUUAGAUUUAAAA
Molecule: messenger RNA, 1568 nt
Organism: Calliphora vicina (urban bluebottle blowfly)
Lineage: Eukaryota; Metazoa; Arthropoda; Insecta; Diptera; Calliphoridae
Gene: mrn
Product: general transcription factor IIH subunit 4 marionette
Exons: 2
Coding region: 46-1515 (489 amino acids)
Biological process (GO): nucleotide-excision repair
Cellular component (GO): transcription factor TFIIH holo complex; transcription factor TFIIH core complex
Molecular function (GO): ATPase activator activity; double-stranded DNA binding
Source: RefSeq, a predicted model, not a curated record